Messenger RNA from Prunus persica (peach), 1687 nucleotides. Its product is annotated as cyclic nucleotide-gated ion channel 1. The coding region runs from base 552 to 1106 and encodes 184 amino acids. The record is from RefSeq and is a predicted model, not a curated record. Lineage: Eukaryota; Viridiplantae; Streptophyta; Magnoliopsida; Rosales; Rosaceae. The transcript is spliced from 4 exons.
UAUUAAAUGGUCAACUAUAUGAGUUUCUUCUUCCGGCCCAAUAUAUACUACGGAUUCAUCACACAUACAAGCGUCUCAAGUGGUGUGCUAACAUAGAAACUAAAAUAGGAAGAUCGCUUAAUGCUAUAUUGGAUUUUCUUCCCUUUAUCCUUGCUGCUCAUCUAUACGGAGCCUUGUGGUACCGUCUUUCUCUUCAACGAGAGGUAGAUUGUUGGCGGCAUGCCUGUCACGAUAAAAGGGUGGGAUGUGAUCUCGCUCAAACAGCUUAUGGUUUCUACUGUGGUGUCAACAUUACCUCCUACAAAUCGCGUCUCAAUAUCACGCAUAUAAAGGCAUCAUGCCCUAUAAAUCCACCAGAUCCAACUAUCUUCGAUUUUGGUAUAUAUCUCUACGCUCUUCAGUCUAACACGAUCAGGUCAACGUCUAUUCCACGAAACAUCCUUCAAUGUUUCUGGUGGGGAUUGCGCAAUCUGAGUUCUUUAGGUUCAAACCUCCAGACUAGUCUCUAUUGGGGGGAAAUCGUUUUUACGAUUUUCGUAUCUAUAAGUGGCAUGGUGCUAUUUUUAUUAUAUCUCAAUAAAAGGAUACAGGUCCCAAUGCUGGAAAAUAUGAAUGAAAACGUGUUGAAAGCAAUCUGUGAGCAUCUUAAGUUGGUGAGGUAUAGCGAAGACAAGUAUAUUUUUCGAGAGGGUGAACCACUUGAUAAGAUGCUCUUCAUCAGCCAAGGUACGGCAUGGUCAUACCCAACCAAUGCAAGUGGUUCCUCAGCGAUCAAGUGUCUUGUGAAAGGUGACUUCUACGGAGAAGAGCUUCUAAAUUGGGCAUCAAAAUUGAGCUCUUUUUCUGAAUUUCCCAAGUCAACCAGAGUUGUCAAGGCCCAUACGAAAGUUGAAGCAUUUGCCAUCAGAGCCAACAACUUGAACAUUGUUGUCUCCACAUUUUGGUGGCAUUUUAGCAAGAAGCUUGAUCACAUAGAGGACUCUCAGUUGGAGAAGUGGCAAAGUUUGGCAGCUUCUUCCAUGCAAGCAAAAUGGCGCCGCCGCAUGCAAGGCAGAGCUAUGGGCGUACCUGGGAAAAAAAACAUUAGCCUAAAAAGUAUCUUAUGACGACGUCUGGCAGCUUGUAGUAUACAAGCAAAAUGGCGCCGUCGUCAUGCAAGGCCUGUCUAGGACUAAGAAUUGGAUGCUACGGUGUUUACUCUCUCGUGCCCAUCUCUUUCCUCAUCUAAGAAUUGGCUUCGGAUUACUUCUCUUGUUUGUCAUGUUUCGUAAUGAUAUUUGUAAUAUUGUCCAAUUACUAAAUAUAAGUAAAUGCCAUUCUCUUGUCAAAAGCACUAGCUUCUGGUCACAAUUUAAUUAAUCAUGUGUUAAUUAUGUGAUACCUUGAUUUUUAUCAUUCAUCAACCUAAAUGGUUUAAAGUGGCUCUGAAUAUUAAAAAAGUGCCACAUUAAUUGGAUCUAAAACAUUGAGAAAAUGCUGAGAUGGGAUUAGCCAAAUUAGCUAGCUCGGAUGUGCUCUUCACUCUACACCAAAGUUCGAAUCCCCCCUCUACAUAGUUAGGGUUAGUUUAAUGUCAAUUAUAGCUUGUAUAAAUAAAUUUUAUAUUUAAAAAAAAAAAAAUAGUUAGAUGCCUUUACUAUUACCCCUCUCGAAUUUUGUUAAGUUCACCUUCUACAGGGUUUACCAA